AUGUCCUUCCCCAUUGUACAGGCAUCGGGUUUGCUGCAGAUCCAGCGUCUCCCUGUGCUGCAGCGCGAGCUGCCGAACCAGCCCUCGUCCAUCAGAAAAGCACAGUCACCACCUCCUCUUAUCGGAAACCUGCAACACAGACCCAGGGUGUGCCUAUCUAGGAGUUCUCCAGCUGUCCUGGGCCCCUGCUGCCCAGACGGCUGGGUCGGAUACCAAGGGAAAUGCUACUAUUUCUCCGAGGCCGAAGGGAACUGGAACAACAGCCAGAGCCACUGCUCUGCCCUCGGUGCCUCCCUGGCUGGGAUCGACAGUGAGCAGGAAAUGGCUUUCCUGCUGCGUUAUAAAGGCAAACACCAGCAUUGGAUCGGUCUCUGGAGGGAGCAGGGGCUGGGUCAGCCCUGGAAAUGGGUCAACGGCACCGAAUUCAACAAGCUGUUUCCGAUAACAGCAGAUGGUGACUGUGCCUAUCUGAAUGACGAGAAUAGGGUCAGCAGCUUGCGAUGCACCAGUGAGAGACACUGGAUCUGCACCAAACCUGAUGCGUUUACAAAGGCAAAGGAGGCGGCAGUGGAAGGUGGCUCAUAA
Molecule: messenger RNA, 585 nt
Organism: Gopherus flavomarginatus (Mexican gopher tortoise)
Lineage: Eukaryota; Metazoa; Chordata; Testudines; Testudinidae
Product: C-type lectin domain family 2 member D-like
Exons: 4
Coding region: 1-585 (194 amino acids)
Source: RefSeq, a predicted model, not a curated record